CGAAAGCAUGCAGCCAAACACGCGCUGAAAACAUGGCUACUUUUGGGGAAAUUCAAUCUGGCAAUUUGGGCCAAAAUUUAUACGAAAAACUCGAGAAUUGUAAGGUAUUAGUAGUUGGAGCCGGCGGAAUUGGUUGUGAACUGCUUAAAACACUCGUUCUAACCGGUUUCAACGAUAUAGAAGUCAUUGAUUUAGACACGAUCGAUGUGAGCAAUUUGAACCGACAAUUUUUGUUCCAAAAACAACAUGUCGGCAAGUCUAAAGCGAAUGUAGCACGUGAAAGUGCGAUCGAGUUCAAUCCUGAAGCGAAAAUCAAGGCGUACCACGAUAGCAUCACUAGCCCAGAUUAUGACGUUAACUUCUUUAAAAAGUUUUCGGUCGUUUUGAAUGCUUUGGAUAACCGAGUCGCAAGGAAUCAUGUGAACCGGAUGUGUCUAGCCGCUGGUGUGCCAUUGGUUGAAAGCGGUACGGCGGGUUACCUCGGUCAAGUGACAGUUAUCCAAAAAGGCGUGACGGAAUGUUACGAGUGUCAACCCAAACCCCACCAAAAGUCGUUCCCUGGGUGUACAAUACGAAACACGCCAUCAGAACCAAUCCAUUGCAUUGUCUGGGCAAAGCAUCUGUUUAACCAACUGUUUGGCGAAGCUGACGCAGACGAAGAGGUUUCCCCGGAUGCCGAAGACCCUGAAGCGGUCGGUGAUGCUGGCGCUGUGGCUAACAAUUCUUCAAAUGAUGAGCUACAACGUGUUUCAACGCAAGAUUGGGCAAAGAGCAUCGGAUAUGAGCCUACCAAACUUGUUCAGAAGUUUUUUAUUGAGGACAUUAAGUAUUUGUUGUCUAUGGACAAGCUGUGGAAAGAAAGAAAAGCACCAGUUCCAUUAGAUAUUGAGAAUCUUAACGAGAGUUUGUUACCGGAUAACGAGAACGGUUUGCCGGAUCAAAAAAUUUGGACAAUCAAGGAAUGUAUUGAAAAGUUCCACAGAUGUGUUGAACUAUUGAAGGAUGAGCUAACGAAAAAAGGAGAUUUUUUGGUCUGGGAUAAGGAUGACGAUGCCUCGUUAGACUUUGUUGUUUCUGCAAGUAACAUUCGUUCCCAUAUUUUUGAUAUCCCACAGAAGAGUCGUUUUGAUGUGAAGUCCAUGGCUGGCAACAUCAUCCCAGCGAUCGCGACAACAAACGCUGUUAUUUCUGGUCUUAUCGUUUUGGAAGCUCUGAAAGCCCUGCAAGGAGAUAUUGCGAAUUGUCAGACAGUAUAUCUGAACAAGAAGCCAUCGGUUCGGAAGAAAUUGUUGCAACCAUCGCCUCUUGUCGCACCAAAUCCAAAGUGCUACGUUUGUUCGACGAAACCAGAAGCUAAAGUGAUGAUGGAUUGUAGUAAGGUCACAGUGAAAUCGUUAGAAGAUAAGCUACUUAAACAACAGUUUGGUGUCAUCGCACCUGAUGUGGAAAUUGAAGAUGGCAAGGGGACAAUUUUAAUUUCAAGUGAGGAAGGUGAAACUGAUCAAAAUAACUUGAAGUUCUUGUCAGAUUUUGGAAUAACCAAUGGUUCUCGUUUGAAAAUUGAUGAUUUUCAUCAGAAUUAUGAACUUGUAUUGAACAUUGUUAAUUGUAGCAAUAUGGCUGAUGACGAGGAAUUUAAAAUCCUACAAGAUAUUGAGAAAGCUGACGAGGAAAAGGAUGGAACAGUGAAUGAAGUUGCUAACGAGAUAAUGGAAGGUAAAGAUGCUAACGAGGUAAUAAUGGAUGAAGUGGUUAAUGAGGAAGUGAAAGAAGUGAAUAAAGAUUCAAACAGGAAGAGAAAGGCUAGUGAGUCUUUUAGCGAUGAUCCCGAAUUGACCCCAAAGCAUGCUCGGAUAGACUUAACAGAUGAUAACGAGUUACAAAAUGAUGAUAACGAACGUCAGGUUUUGUUUCAUGCGAAUGGUAGUUUAGUUCCAGAAGAAUCAGAGCGUAGGUUGGAACCGGCAACUGUUAUCGACGUUGAUGCUUUGUCAGAAGAUGAAGAUUCAAAUUCUGAACCACCUGUGAUGGUAAUCGAUGAUGAUGAUGGUGAAAAUUUGAAAGUUUUGGGGGAGACAAAUGGUGAAAAAGACGAACCAGUAGUCGUGGUCCUUGAUGAUGAUUGAAGUGAACUUAAUGCUAUGAACAUUUUUAUCUCUAGAACCUUCAGUUUGAUAUAGCAGGGCUUGAAAUAACAACUGAUCAAUGAUCAGCAGGAAAUUGUUUAUGAUCUAUGGAAAAGCAGGGUUUUCGAUCUGAAAAAGCAGGCAAAGUCUUGACUGGUGAUCACCAUGAUCAGGAAUCUUGGGAAUGUUAUUUCAAGCCCUGUGUAGUUUCUAGAAACACUUGUUGUCUUUUAAAAAUGCAGAAAUAGAACUCAGAAUUUACCAUAAAUUUGCCAGUUUAUCGCUUGCUUUAUUCAUACAGUAUUCACUAUUUGAUGCAUGCAUUAUGGAGCUACAAUAUGUUUUUUUUUCUAUUUGCCAAGAUUGUUAUAACAAACUCCACUUGAUGUAAAUGCAAUAAAUAUUUUAUUGAUGUGUU
Molecule: messenger RNA, 2544 nt
Organism: Paramuricea clavata
Lineage: Eukaryota; Metazoa; Cnidaria; Anthozoa; Malacalcyonacea; Plexauridae
Source: the annotation of a GenBank genome assembly